AGCUUCUGAAGAAAAGUCUCUUUCUUCAUCAUCCCAAAAAGUCCAACCAAAAGACAGAGAGACAAAGAGAAAGAGAAAGAGAUAUCACAACAAUGGAUCAUCAUCUUCAACCUUGACACCACAAAAACCUUCCUCUUCCCCCAGAAAUCUUGGAGAAAAGUCUCGAAAUCACUACUUGAUUUGUCCAUCUGAUCGAAUGUCUAGGAAACCCUUCCUCUUCCUCUUAUGUCAUCUUCUUCUUCUUCUAGGUUUCUGCGUUGACUUGGGUCAACCCCUCAAAGUCCCCUUCAGCGUCGACGAUGUUCUCCCGAUGCUUCCACGCCAAGUCUCCUGGCCCGUUCUUAACAGCUUCCACAGCGCCGUGGAUCUGUUGCCUGUCUUCAUCGGGUCCUUAACUCCCAACAGCAACGCCUCCCUCGAGUGGAAAGGUGCUUGCUUUCGCGGCAACGAGGCUCGUCUCGACAUCACACGUAGCGAUCGCGACGAGCCUGGGCUCGGAGGCGGCCUUCUCCAUCUCAAAACAUCUGAGGCACGUAGCUUGACUUGUAUGGACCUAUAUGUCUUUGCAACGCCGUACAGGAUCACAUGGGACUACUACUUCUCUGCCAGAGAUCACACUUUGAGCUUUGAUUCAUGGGAAGAGACAGCUGAGUUGGAUUAUGUGAAGGAGCAUGGAGUUUCAGUGUUUCUAAUGCCAUCAGGGAUGCUAGGGACGUUGCUUUCUUUAAUCGAUGUGCUGCCUCUUUUCUCCAACACUGCUUGGGGACAGAACGCGAACUUGGCUUUCUUGAAGAAGCAUAUGGGCGCUACGUUUGAGAAACGACCUCAGCCUUGGCGGUCUGUUAUCAAUCCGGAAGAUGUGCAUUCUGGUGAUUUCUUGGCUGUCUCCAAGAUUAGAGGAAGGUGGGGUGGGUUUGAGACUCUGGAGAAAUGGGUGACCGGUGCUUUCGCCGGUCACACAGCUGUUUGUCUGAAGGAUGAUUUGGGGAGGCUUUGGGUUGGUGAAUCUGGUCAUGAGAACGAGAAGGGUGAAGAGAUCAUUGUUGUGAUUCCUUGGGAUGAAUGGUGGGCUCUCACGUUGAAGGAUAACUCGAAUCCACAAGUAGCUUUGCUUCCUUUGCAUCCGGAUAUCCGUAAAAAGUUCAACAACACAGCUGCGUGGGAGUAUGCACGCAGCAUGUUGGGGAAGCCUUAUGGAUAUCACAACAUGAUCUUCAGCUGGAUCGACACUCUUGGUGAUAACUACCCGCCUCCCCUUGAUGCUCACUUGGUUAUUUCUGUCAUGUCUAUGUGGACUCGUGUGCAGCCUGCGUAUGCUGCUAAUAUGUGGAACGAGGCGCUCAAUAAACGGCUCGGUACUGAGGAUCUUGAUUUGUAUGGGAUCCUUGAAGAAACAGCGAGGCGUGGGAUGUCGUUUGAUGAGCUGCUGACCAUCCCUGAACAGGAUGAGUGGGUUUAUAGUGAUGGGAAGUCAACUACAUGUGUUGCUUUCAUCCUUGCAAUGUACAAAGCCGCUGGUGUGUUUGGCCCUAUUGCUGAUCACAUUCAAGUCACUGAGUUCACUAUCCGAGAUGCUUACACUCUGAGGCUGUUUGAAGAUAAUCAGACGAGGCUACCGAGUUGGUGUAACACAGAGAAAGGGAAGCUUGAGUUCUGUCAGAUUCUAGGUGAAUACAGAAUGGAGUUGCCUGGUUAUAACACCAUUGAUCCUUAUCCAAACAUGAAUGAGAAUUGUCCUUCUUUGCCUCCUGAUUAUGAGAGGCCUUCUAAGUGUUAGAAAAAAAUAAUUAAUCAAACAUGUUUGUCUCUUUGUUUGUGUUCGUCUGCUUCAUGUUUGUUUAUUUACCGAGCUUUUACCCUUUUAGUUAUUAGGGAAAUAGAGUUUUAUGUGAACAAACUUUAUGUGAAUAUAUAUGAUGAUGUUUUAUCUUUA
This is a messenger RNA of Raphanus sativus (radish), 1933 nucleotides long. RefSeq lists its product as uncharacterized. The record is from RefSeq and is a predicted model, not a curated record. Bases 197 to 1777 code for a protein of 526 amino acids. NCBI's taxonomy places the organism in Eukaryota, Viridiplantae, Streptophyta, Magnoliopsida, Brassicales, Brassicaceae. The transcript has 4 exons.